AUUGAAAUCAUAACGAACCGAAAUAUACGAAACUAAUAUUGAACAUCCUCAAUAUUUCAAGAUGGCUCGACGUUAUGAUUCCAGAACUACCAUUUUCUCACCUGAAGGUCGUUUGUACCAGGUUGAGUAUGCUAUGGAAGCAAUUGGACAUGCUGGUUCUUGCCUUGGAAUUUUGGCCACUGAUGGAGUUCUUUUGGCAGCUGAAAGAAGAAAUGUCAAUAAACUACUUGAUGAGGUCUCUUACUCAGAGAAAAUCUACAAACUUCAUGAUGACAUGGCUUGCAGUGUAGCUGGUAUCACUUCCGAUGCCAAUGUCCUAACUAAUGAACUUCGACUUAUCGCUCAGAGGUAUUUAUUACAAUAUGCAGAACCCAUGCCUUGUGAGCAAGUUGUGAGUGCACUCUGUGACAUAAAGCAGUCCUAUACUCAAUUCGGAGGUAAAAGACCAUUUGGUGUUUCCAUUCUGUACAUGGGUUGGGAUAAACACUAUGGCUUUCAACUUUACCAGAGUGAUCCUAGUGGAAAUUAUGGUGGAUGGAAAGCAACUUGCAUUGGCAACAACAGCGCUAGUGCUGUCUCGAUGCUAAAACAAGAAUACAAAGAAGCAGGAAUAACACUGGAGGAAGCUCUUUCUUUAGCCAUCAAAGUCCUUAGCAAAACAUUGGAUAUGACCAAACUAACAUCAGAGAAAGUUGAAAUUGCUAAACUCACUCGCGAAAAUGAUGAAACAAAAAUCAAGAUCCUUCCCGCUUCAUAUGUAGAAGAGUUAAUUAAGAAACAUGAAGCAGCUGAGGCUAAAACAGAGGCAGAGAAGAAGAAAGAAAAACCAUCAACCUCUUAAAAGUGUAGUGAGACAGUGGCGUUACACAUUAUGACCAGUCAUUUUUUUUUAUUUUCAUCUUUUUUUUAUUUCAACAGUUGGGUCUUGUUAUUUUGGGGACACUAAUCACAACUGUAUUAAAAAAAUAUAUAUAUAGAAAAUAA
Octopus sinensis (East Asian common octopus) is the source of this 984-nucleotide messenger RNA. Its product is annotated as proteasome subunit alpha type-4. The coding region runs from base 62 to 841 and encodes 259 amino acids. Gene Ontology annotation, cellular component: nucleus; proteasome core complex, alpha-subunit complex; proteasome core complex. The record is from RefSeq and is a predicted model, not a curated record. The transcript is spliced from 8 exons. NCBI's taxonomy places the organism in Eukaryota, Metazoa, Mollusca, Cephalopoda, Octopoda, Octopodidae. Gene Ontology annotation, biological process: ubiquitin-dependent protein catabolic process.